UUACCCUGCAAGAUUCACAGUCUGUCUAAAAUCUCAGUCUGGGACUAAAAACUCUAAACUCUUGUCUUUAGAUGUGAGCAGGUGUGAGUUGAUAAUUUUCCGAGAGUCUUUUCCAAAUAUUUACAAAUGUUUCUGGUGUAGAGGUAGCAUAAGAAGAACUAAACAACAUUCUCCGGACAGAAGUGGCCGAGUGGCUCUUCACAACAACGGUCAUGCUGCGUUCAGUUGUAAAGGCAUCACGUGACGUCACACGGACAAAACGCAUGCUUAUGCCGCUGCCGUAAACACAGCGCAGCGUGUCGUAAAACCGAUUGUAUCAGUGUUGUCAGAGAAGUAAACUGUUAUUGCCAUUUCUAUCCAACCCGCGGUACAUUUCUUGUUUCGAAAUGUGAUAAAAGUUGUUCGGGCUGCGUCUCCACUCGAGCCGGUGCAGUUUAACAACAUGGUGGACGUCGUGUCGGCUUCGAGGAGCCAGAAGAUGAGUUGAUCCCCAGCGAAACAAGCUCGAAAAUGGCAACAUACAACGCCGAAGGAUAUUCUAUUGAGGUGGAGGUGGGCCCAGACAUCCAUAUCUGUGGACUCUGCAAGCAGCAGUAUAAUAAUUUCGACGUUUUUCUCGCCCAUAAGCAAAAUGGAUGCUCCCUACCAACCUCUGACACACCAGCUACCACUGCAACAGCAAAUUUCACAGAUUCCAGCCGUGAGUGUUUUUUCGAGGAAACCUACCAGACCUGUGUCGUGAGAGGUGUCAAAAAGAUCCUGACCAAAGCACAGAAAACACCUUCCAAAAAAUUAAAACCUUCCCUGGCUUCAAAGAGACACAGCUGCUGUUUUUCAGGCUGCACUUUUAAGACGCAGUAUGGACAGAAAGACAUGGAGCGGCAUCUCAAAACCCACACAGGUGAGAAGCCGUUUGAGUGUGAGCUGUGCCACAAGCGCUUCAGUCGGCGGGACAAGCUCAACAUGCACAGCCGCUCUCACACAGGCGAGAAGCCACACAAGUGUAAACACUGUCCCUAUGCAGCGGCAGACAGCAGCAGUUUGAAGAAGCACCUGCGUAUCCACUAUGACGAACGGCCUUUUAAAUGCCAGAUCUGUCCUUACGCCAGCCGCAACUCCAGCCAACUCACCGUCCACCUCCGCUCACACACUGGGGAUGCACCUUUCCAAUGCCAACAGUGUGAUGCAAAGUUCAAAAUCAACUCAGACCUGAAGAGGCACAUCCGGAUCCACUCUGGUGAAAAACCUUACAAGUGUGACUUCUGUGAAUACCGCUGCGCCAUGAAGGGCAACCUGAAAUCUCACAUUCAGAUCAAACAUGGCACAGACAACUCGUUCCACUGUGGGCACUGUGAUUUCCAGUGUGCCAGCAAGAACGCUCUGCGCCAACACACGCGAGAACACCAACCCACUCAGCCCAUCCAGUGUUCCAAGUGCAAUUACUCCUGUGCCAGCAAGGGGGCGCUCAAAGUCCACGAGAGGAUCCACUCUGAGGAGCGCCCCUUUAAAUGUGACUUCUGCAACUUUGCGUCCAAGCAGCGCAGCAACCUAGUCAUCCACAAAAAGAAGUGCCACUCAGAUAAGCCUGAAAAAGGCAGCGGCGGUGGGAAAGGAGGCAAGGGGGGUGGGAAAAGUGGAGGAGGUGAUUCUCCAAAACCUGUCGGCUCCAGAUAUCGGGCCAAACUAGAGGCAGCUCGAGCUUUCUGCUGUGACUCGUGCAACGCUUCCUUUGUGAGGGAAGACUCCCUGCGGAGCCACAAGAAGCAGCACAGAGACACUCAGAAUGUGUUGCAACUGCAGCUUGCCACCCCGUCGGACACAGUCAACUUGGUCACAACGUCACAGAACACCCAGCUCGGAGUUCCUAUCACAUCUGACUCAAUGGCUCCUUACAGCAGUGCACAGCUCAAAAUCAUCGUCUCUCACCCUCUGGGCCAGGAGAUUCCACCUGGUGUGGAUCCACAUAAGACCAACAUGGUCCUGCUUAGCCCAGGAAGCCAGGACAUGGUUGUCAACUCCAUGAUCCAGCAGGUCAACCUGCUCACGCCUAUGCAACCCCUCGGGUCGACCCAGACUGGAGAAGCCACCCUCCAACCCCAGGCGGUUCUGUUGACUGAGCUCAGCCCGGACGACCCAAACAACCCGCUGCAACAGGCCAUGCUGCAGACCGCCAUAACCGCUCAGAACUCCGUCAGUGGCUCGCAGACUUUCAUCACGACGUGUUCUGAGCUGGAAGGCCUCAAUGCCUUGAUUCAGGAGGGCGGCACAGAGGUUACAGUGGUGACAGAAGGGAACACCGCCAUGGUGACCGCGGCGACUCCGCCUGACAUGGUGUGUGGUCCAUCGGGGGACAUGUCCAAGCAGGCGAUGACAGUUAAGGGCAUGCAGAGUGACUUACCCUGUGAGGAAAGUACGUUACUGGUGCCAAACAUCAGCCUGGGCAGCCAGAAUGUGGUCAUUCACGGCGUUCCACUGAUAGUUCAGAGUGCAACUGAGCAGCUUUCUACACACACACUCUACUCAGAUACACACACACUGGAGGGUAUCCCACAAUGAGUGGAGGUUUUAGUGUGUUUUUCAUGAAAAUAAAAAGACUUUAACUGCAUCAUAAGCUAUUUCUCUACCAGUAUAAACUCUUAGGCUUAACGGUUACGUAUGUGCAGGCCAUUAACAGUAACUGCUUUCUUUUCUAGCAAUUUAAUCAUUAACCACUGAAGUAUCAAUACUGUUCACAUUGGAGAUAUAGUUGUUUUAGUUUUCAGAUUUUAGAAUAAGUCAUUGUUGUUGUAGCGUAAUAAUUAAAUUGAGAACGUCGUCAUUGAAUAACUUUUAAAUACUAAAGUUAAUCAUAAAGAUAUGAUUUUGCAUACAUUCUUGAUGGCAUCAAAAUUUAAAUUGAUUUUGUUUCUAAUUAAGAAACAGUUAUGUUUUUCCAGGCAUCAUGUUUAGGGGGAAAAAGUCUGAAUAGUGAAGAAUAAAGCCUGAAACAACUGGACACAACUUGAAAUUGAAUGAAUGUGUUUGUGUUGUGCAUUUCUCCAGCUUGGCCAUUAGGUGGCAGCAGUGUGAUGCGAUAAAGAGUGGCAUUUACUCUGAAAUUGUGGAGUAUUGCAGUGCUUUAGUAUUGAUCCUACAUAUUCUGUAUAUGUAGCUUCUUCUUUCUUUCUUUUUUGGGAAUUGAACAUUUUUCAAGUCCUCAUUUUGAAUCUAGGAAGUAAAAGUUAUUUGUAGAAACCGGACUCCAUACCAAGGUCUCAGUUUCUAAAAGCCAAGUUGCUCUCCUGAUAGAUUUUUCAAUAAAGUGCCUGUUUUGCUCGUGGUUAUCUAUUAUUGUGGCCAUUUUUUACACUCAGACUUCAGCACUUAGUAUUUGCAGAGUGAAGGCUGCACCUGAAUAGGUCUUUCCUAUGAACAGAUGACCAUUGAUUUCUUUCCUGUCCCUCAGCACUAAUGGCUCUGCUGAUGCAGACUCUGGCUCAGCAUGGCUACAGACUCGGAUGAAGUUGUUUGAUGGAGGACUCUUAGCCAGAAAUGAAGUUUCACCUCACAGUUGGUUUGUGUGGAAAAAGGGGACAUGGUACUGCUAGAAUAGGAGUAUAAGAACUGUACCCCGUUUGUUACUGAAACAGGUUGUGACAUUAAAUUGUACGUAUUUUAAAUAA
Centropristis striata (black sea bass) is the source of this 3662-nucleotide messenger RNA. It is a transcript of the gene zfp64, whose product is annotated as zinc finger protein 64 homolog (mouse). The transcript is spliced from 7 exons. The record is from RefSeq and is a predicted model, not a curated record. Lineage: Eukaryota; Metazoa; Chordata; Actinopteri; Perciformes; Serranidae. Gene Ontology annotation, molecular function: RNA polymerase II cis-regulatory region sequence-specific DNA binding; DNA-binding transcription factor activity, RNA polymerase II-specific. Gene Ontology annotation, biological process: regulation of DNA-templated transcription. The coding region runs from base 511 to 2556 and encodes 681 amino acids.